AUGUUCGGCCGUGUUUCCCUCGCUUUCGUUGUUGUCUCUGUCGUCGCCUUCUUCUGCGCUCAGUCCGCAGAAGCUGCGAAGGGCCCCAAAAUCACCAAUAUCGUUUACUUUGAUAUCAAGCAUGGCGACAAGGACCUUGGUCGUAUUACCAUGGGUCUCUACGGUGGCACUGUCCCCAAAACAGUGGAGAACUUCCGCGCUCUUGCUACUGGCAAAAACAAAAACGGCGAAGAACUUGGUUAUGGUUACAAAGGCUCCAAAUUCCACCGCGUCAUCAAAGACUUCAUGAUCCAGGGUGGUGAUUUUACUCGUGGCGAUGGAACAGGUGGCAAGUCGAUCUAUGGUGACCGCUUUGCGGACGAAAACUUCAAACUUCGCCACACUGGACCAGGUACACUUUCAAUGGCAAACGCAGGCAAGGAUACCAACGAGAACGUGCCUAAGGGUGGAGGUGAUCGUCCCAAGGAGGAUGUCAUUAUUGCAGACUCUGGAGAGCUUCCUGUUGAGAAAACCAAGGAUGCCGAUGGCAAUGAGGAUAUACCUGGUGGCACACCUGAAGCCCUUAAGACCCCAGUAAAUGCGAAGAUAGAGACUGAAGCAGCCAAUGCAUCAACCCCUGUGUCCACAGAGGCUACUUCUGCGUCGGAGACGGCCAUUAUUCCCCCAGGGACACAAUUUGCUGAUUUAUUUUUCGUCCUCAUUAUCGUUGGAGUUGUUGUGUCUGCCUUUGUCUGGAUAGGAGGUCUGCGAUAUGUUUCCCGAUUUCUUCCCAGCGGCAUGCGAGCUCGCUAUAGUCAAGUCGCCAAUGACGACUUGGUGAAGUAA
Molecule: messenger RNA, 825 nt
Organism: Psilocybe cubensis
Lineage: Eukaryota; Fungi; Basidiomycota; Agaricomycetes; Agaricales; Agrocybaceae
Exons: 10
Coding region: 1-825 (274 amino acids)
Biological process (GO): protein folding; protein peptidyl-prolyl isomerization
Cellular component (GO): endoplasmic reticulum; fungal-type vacuole
Molecular function (GO): peptidyl-prolyl cis-trans isomerase activity
Source: RefSeq, a predicted model, not a curated record